Epinephelus lanceolatus (giant grouper) is the source of this 4996-nucleotide messenger RNA. It is a transcript of the gene slc6a8, whose product is annotated as solute carrier family 6 member 8. Gene Ontology annotation, cellular component: plasma membrane. Lineage: Eukaryota; Metazoa; Chordata; Actinopteri; Perciformes; Serranidae. The record is from RefSeq and is a predicted model, not a curated record. Gene Ontology annotation, biological process: amino acid transport; nitrogen compound transport; sodium ion transmembrane transport. Gene Ontology annotation, molecular function: gamma-aminobutyric acid:sodium:chloride symporter activity.
AUGGAGAAGCAGGCCCUGCCAGCCUCCUCCUGCUCUCUGGUUCUCCUGGAGGAGACCAAGAAGAACCCCCUCCUCCUGUCUAAUGGCGGUAGUGGCGGUGGUGGUUACCCACCUGCGGCCUCUAAUGGCAGCCUGGUCCCGCUGACCGCAGUGGUGGCGGGGUCCGGCAGCAGCGGCGGCAGUGUGUCAGGAGGUGCCUGUGGUGGACCAGACAAAAAAGUGGUGACGGGGGCGGGGCCAGGAUACCAGGAGCGGGAGACGUGGACGAGGCAGAUGGACUUCAUCAUGUCCUGCGUGGGCUUCGCCGUUGGACUUGGAAACGUGUGGAGGUUCCCGUACCUGUGCUACAAGAACGGAGGAGGCGUCUUCCUGAUCCCCUACCUGCUGUUUAUCUUUGUCGGAGGAAUCCCGAUCUUCUUCCUGGAGAUCGCUCUGGGACAGUUCAUGAAGGCCGGCAGCAUCAACGUCUGGAACAUCGCUCCGCUGUUUAAAGGUCUAGGUUAUGCAUCCAUGGUGAUCGUGUUUUUCUGUAACACCUACUACAUCAUGGUGUUGGCCUGGGGCUUCUACUACCUGAUCAAGUCCUUUAACUCCACACUCCCGUGGUCCACCUGUGACAACGAAUGGAACACGCCCAACUGCAUUGAGAUCUUCCGUCACGAGGACUGCAAGAACGGCAGCCUCGCCAACGCCACCAUCAGCAGCAACAUGACCUGCGCCGAGAUGGCUGAUGCACGAUCGCCUGUCAUCGAGUUCUGGGAGAACAAGGUGCUGAACAUUUCCUCUGGUUUGGAUGAAACCGGACAGUUUAACUGGGAGCUCAUGUUGUGUUUGAUGGCCGUCUGGGUUAUGGUUUAUUUCUGCGUCUGGAAGGGCGUCAAAUCCACUGGAAAGAUUGUGUACUUCACAGCCACCUUCCCUUACGUGGUCCUCAUCAUCCUGCUGGUCAGAGGAGUCACACUUCCCGGAGCCUACGACGGCAUCAUGUACUACAUCAAACCUGAUUGGUCCAAACUGGAGGAGGCGCAGGUGUGGAUCGACGCCGGCACACAGAUCUUCUUCUCCUACGCCAUCGGGCUGGGAGCUCUGACCGCUCUGGGCAGCUACAACCGCUUCAACAACGACUGCUACAAGGAUGCCUUCGUCUUGGCUCUGAUAAACAGUGGAACCAGUUUCUUUGCUGGUUUUGUUGUGUUUUCUAUUCUGGGCUUCAUGGCUGCUGAGCAGGGAGUCGACAUCUCGCAUGUCGCUGAGUCAGGUCCAGGUCUGGCCUUCAUUGCGUAUCCGAAGGCGGUCAGUCUGAUGCCGGUGGCUCCUCUGUGGGCGGCGCUCUUCUUCUUCAUGCUGCUGCUGCUCGGACUCGACAGUCAGUUUGUUGGGGUGGAAGGUUUCGUAACUGGAAUCCUGGAUCUGUUUCCUGGAAAACAUUACCAUCGCUACAAAAGGGAGAUCUCUGUGGCUAUAUGCUGUUUACUGUGCUUCAUUAUUGACCUCUCAAUGGUGACGCAGGGAGGGAUGUACGUCUUCCAGUUGUUUGACUACUACUCGGCCAGUGGGAUGACUCUGUUGUGGCAAGCAUUCUGGGAAUGCAUAGUAGUUGCCUGGGUCUACGGUGCUGACCGCUUCAUGGACGAUGUGGCUCGUAUGAUUGGCUACCGGCCUUUCCCCUGGAUGAAGUGGUGCUGGUCCUUCAUUACUCCGUGUGUCUGCAUGGGCAUCUUCCUGUUCCACCUGGUGAACUACAAGCCGCUGAACUACAACAACACGUACGUGUACCCGUGGUGGGGCGAGGUGAUUGGCUGGUGUCUGGCUCUGUCCUCCAUGCUCUGCAUCCCCGUCAGUCUUCUCUACAAACUCUUCAGAGCCAAGGGAACCUUCAGAGAGCGCUGGGCUCACCUGACCACUCCGGUGUGGGGGGCCCAUCACCUGGAGUACAUGGCCCCCGACAUCAAGUCCCUGAGCUCGCUGUCCCCCGGCACCGACGACAAUAAGGUCAUCAUCUUCGAGAGCGUCAUGUAGGCCACCAAUCACAGCGCUCCAUCUCCAUCUCCGUCCAUCCCACCUGCGACAAGAUGGCCGACACCUCAGCACCUCCAGAUUCACCUCCACCCUGUACCACACCUCAGUGAUCCAUCGGCCUUGGAUUAACUGAUUGAUUGAUUGGCUCCUUCCUGAAUUACCUGAUGGAUGUGUCGUCGUCUUCGGCUCCUUCAAACGUCAUCAGGCACCAGAGCUACAAAGAGUUUUCAAUAAAAGAACAAAGCAGCUCCUCCAGGAGGGUUUUAUAAUCACAGCAGCUUCCUUUUCCCAGAUUACCACUAAAUUAGAGAUUAAAACCAGCAGAUCACUCGGUUCUCGGACUGUAAAGGGCUUCGACUCGACUCCUCCGGUUCUCACCAUGAAAAUGUAAAUAUCAUUCGUCACUGCUUCAAGGAUCAAAUCAAACUAUAACGUUUCACAAACCCUGGAGGAGCUGAAGAAGAACAUCCGAGAGAUUCCCUAAACGCUGCUGAACGUCGGGCUUCCUCCAUGUUGGAUGAAGAGCAUCGGUCUCGUCUUGUGGUGGGCGGGAUGGACGUGCAGACACACACCUGAGAGACGGCCAUCACACACACACACACACACACACACACACACACACACACACACACACACAGCUUCAUGACUUCAUCAUCAAACCAACAGUAAACAUCAACAGAUCAACAGGCAAGUCUAAAGGUGUGGGUCAGAUUUAACAGGUUGUGUGUAACGUGUGUGUGUGUGUGUGUGUGUGUGUGUGUGAGUGUGAGUGUAUGAUGGCUGUUUAUUAAGACAGAGUUGUAGACACACAGACUGACUGACCCCCAGAAAAUCCCCAGAGGUCUUAAAAACCUUAGAGAACGUUCUGCUCUUCAGUCAAAUGUGCGGCUGGGUUUAAUUCCUGGAGUUCGUUCCUCCAGUUUUGUUGAGACAAACUCAGAGUUUGUCGGCAGGACUUAAGUGUAAAAGAAUGUUCCUGUUACGGAGCAACCAGCGGUCCAUGAACUCACCACGCUGCCAGGAGUCCUGAGAUCAGCCAGCUGACGUCUUUCAGCCUGUUUGUGACUCUGAUUGUUUCGGAUCUAAAUUCAGUUUGACUCAAACCGUCGUCCUGAUGUUUGGCUUGUGUCGACACAUCGACACAGCUUGUGCGCUCCUGAAGCUAAAAACUGUGAAUCACCAGCUCCUAAAUCUGAUCCCAGAGCAGCGUGGGGUUCUCUGACCGCUGACCUCCGAUCUGUUUUCAACAGUCACACCGAGGCUUGAUUCACUCAGGCGACAACAGAUCUGAUAUCAGAAGGAAACUUUUCAUUUUCAAUUUCAGUUUUUAUAUUUUUGUUUAAAAUGAAUUUUUAUAUCCAGUUUCUGAGAUUGUGUUCACUGACUGACUCUGUGAAGGUGAUCCAGCUCUGAGGAGAAGCCUGAAUCAGUAGAGUCUGCUUGGUAAUACAGUUUCUACUUACUGGUUCCUGAAGCUUUCGACCGCGACUCCUGAGCUUCAUCUUUUACACUCAGCUCCAGUUUGCAGUUUUCUGUGAACAUAAACAAACAGAAACAAAAUGUUUGACUGAAAAGCUCAACUCAACGUCCACUUGCUGUCUCCACCCGGAACAAGUUUGAUCAUUUGAUGAACUGGUUAAUUCAUUUAUCAAGAAGCUGAGAAUCUCUGAAGGAAAGCAGCAGUUUAAAGAAGGCUGUUGUGAUAUUUCACAGAUCAAUACUGUUGAUCGAUUAACAGAGAAAAUAAUCAGCAGAUGAACCUGGAACAAAAUCAUCUUGACCACAAGCAGCUGAUCCAGGUUCAGUCUGUGAACACAAACAGAAAAUAACGUUCUCAGAAUAAAUGUGAGGUCACAGUGGAUCUGACCUUUAACCUUUCAUGUUCAGUAUCUGACCUCCUCUUGAGGAGCUUCAGGCCUGUGUGAGAAUCAGGUCAAAGGUCGGGCUUCGUUCUGUGUCCGUCCCCCCCCCCCCGACCUGCCCGUCUACCCGCCGGGGAUCGACUCAAGUGCCAAACGGAGCAGGACUGAUCUGAGACCAGGCUCCAGGCUGCCAACCUGUUCACUCUUCUUCUUCUCUGCCUCAUAUUCAUCCGUUCAUCUCUAACGCUGAGGUCGUCCCGCUCUUGUCCUUUACAGCUGAUCCAUGUCACCUCGCAGGAAAACACAAAGAACCUGGUUUCAAAUAAAAAGUCAAAUUACAGCUUUGAUAAUAAAACUUUUCGAUCUCGUCUUUAACUCAACAGCUGACCCAAAAACUGUUCCUGUUGCUCAGUUUGAUUUGGACUUGAUUCGUAAAAAAUGCAGCAAAAUGGCCACCAGACAAACACGUGAGGAACUCAUCUGCAGCUCAGUUUGCUUCGUGUGUGAUGACGCUGACACUAACAGAACAUGUCAGCUUCUGAAAAACUUUUCUGUCCAAGAAAAUCCAGAUUCUGUUCAGACGUCGUCACAAAACUGAUUUAAAGAUUUAGAUGUUUGUUUAAUGGAAUCCUGAACAGAUGCGUCUAAAAGUUCAUGUUAGAGAUGCACCGAUGAAACUGGGUCAAUACUGAUGAUUAAAAUAACUGUUGUUGGUGUGUCUUUCUGUGUUUGUUUAUUCCCCCGUUGUUCCAGGGAAACAAGGAAAUUACACAAAUAGCUGAACAGUUUUAAAUUCAUUCAGUCCUUCGUUCCUUUAAAUGAGCACAAAUUCAAUCAGACACAUUUACGAACGACCUUUCAAACAACUGCUUCAAAAGUCUUUUUACUAAAUAAAUCAUAAAAAACUACAUUUUACAAGAUUACACUGAACGCAUCAUGAAAACAUUAAUGAUUAUUAGUUAAUAAUUUAGCUUCGCCCAAUAAACACAUCAUAACAUAACUCAGCGUGACCUCCGUCAGCUGUUAGCUUUGGCCACCAUCUGCUAACAGCUAACGUUAACUAGCGGCUAACAGCUAACAUUAACUAGCUGCUAACAGCUAACGUUAACUAGCCG